Messenger RNA from Carlito syrichta (Philippine tarsier), 2914 nucleotides. It is a transcript of the gene GMIP, whose product is annotated as GEM interacting protein. Gene Ontology annotation, cellular component: plasma membrane. The coding region runs from base 32 to 2455 and encodes 807 amino acids. NCBI's taxonomy places the organism in Eukaryota, Metazoa, Chordata, Mammalia, Primates, Tarsiidae. Gene Ontology annotation, biological process: negative regulation of GTPase activity; activation of GTPase activity; signal transduction. The transcript is spliced from 19 exons. The record is from RefSeq and is a predicted model, not a curated record. Gene Ontology annotation, molecular function: GTPase activator activity.
GGUCCCCGUCGAGCGAUUCCCGGGCCCAGCCAUGGACACAGCAGAGCCGGGGCUCCCCCCAGCUCCUGAGAGCAGGAAGAGGUACAGUGACAUCUUCCGGAGCCUGGACAACCUUGAAAUCUCACUGGGGAAUGUAAACCUCGAGAUGCUGGCUGGAGACCCUGUACUCUCAGGACAUUCAGAGCCUGACAAGGAUCCCACAGCCACAGUGACCAGUGAAGCCAGUCGUUGGAGCGGCCCCUCCCCAGAGGGUCCUGCACGCCUCACAGGGGAGGAACUGGAUUUGCGGCUCCUUCGGACCAAGGGGGGUGUGGACGCUGCCCUGGAAUAUGCCAAGACCUGGAGCCGCUAUGCCAAGGAACUGCUGGCCUGGACAGAGAAGAGAGCCAGCUACGAGCUGGAGUUUGCUAAAAGCAUCAUGAAGAUCGCAGAGGCUGGCAAGGUGUCCAUCCACCAGCAGAGCCACAUGCCACUGCAGUACAUCUACACCUUGUUUCUUGAGCACGACCUCAGCCUGGGAGCCCUAGCCAUGGAAACGGUCUCCCAGCAGAAGAGGGACUACUCCCAGCCCCUGGCUGCCAAGCGGACUGAGAUUGAGAAGUGGCGGAAGGAGUUCAAGGAACAGUGGACCAAGGAGCAGAAGCGGAUGGAGUUCGUGCCCGCGGCGCACAGCUCCUCUCUGGACAUCAGAAAGAAGCUCUCGGGGCCGCUACCUCCAAGGCUGGAUGAGAGUUUGGGUGAACCAGGCCCUUGGGAGGAUGUGGGCACGGGCUGGCAGGGGACUCCAGGUGCCACUCCAGGCAGUGACGUGGACAGUGUGGGCGGCGGCAGCGAGUCUCGGUCCCUGGACUCUCCUACUUCCAGCCCAGGCCCUGGCACGCGGCGGCUGGUGAAGGUUGCAUCCACCGGCACCGAAUCCUCAGAUGACUUUGAGGAGCGAGACCCUGACCUGGGAGAUGGGCUGGAGAACGGACUGGGUAGCCCCUUCAGGAAGUGGACGCUGUCCAGCGCGGCUCAAACACACCGGCUGCGGCGGCUACGGGGCCCCGCCAAGUGCCGCGAAUGCGAAGCCUUCAUGGUCAGCGGGACUGAGUGUGAGGAGUGCUUUCUGGCCUGCCACAAGCGCUGCCUGGAAACUCUACUGAUCCUCUGUGGACACAGGCGGCUUCCAGCCCGGACACCUCUCUUUGGGGUCGACUUUCUGCAGCUGCCCAGGGACUUCCCAGAAGAGGUGCCAUUUGUGGUCACCAGGUGCACGAGUGAGAUAGAACACCGCGCCCUGGGUGUGCAGGGCAUUUACCGGGUCAGCGGGUCCCGGGUCCGCGUGGAGAGGCUGUGCCAGGCUUUCGAGAAUGGCCGUGCACUGGUGGAUCUGUCCGGGAACUCGCCUCAUGACGUCUCCAGUGUCCUCAAGCGAUUUCUCCAGGAGCUCACCGACCCCGUGAUCCCCUUCCACCUCUACGACGCCUUCAUCUCUCUGGCUAAGACCCUGCAUGCAGACCCUGGGGACGACCCCGGGACCCCCAGCCCCAGCCCUGAGGUUGUCCGCUCGCUGAAGACCCUCUUGGUACAGCUGCCUGACUCUAACUACAACACCCUGCGGCACCUGGUGGCCCAUCUAUUCAGGGUGGCCGCACGGUUUGAGGAAAACAAGAUGUCUGCCAACAACCUGGGCAUCGUGUUUGGGCCAACAUUGCUACAGGCGCCAGAUUGUCCACGGGCAGCCGGCACCCUCCCUGUCACCUGCUUGCUAGACUCCGGGCACCAGGCCCAGCUGGUUGAGUUCCUCAUCGUGCACUACGAACAGAUCUUCGGGAUGGAUGAGCUCCCUGUGGCCACUGAGCCCCUGCCCCAGAACCCCAGCCCGGCCCUGGGGUCCCUCACAGCCCACCUCCAGCCAACACCCCCACACUUUGCCCCAGAACCUCAGUCCCCAGCUAUGGCCUCGGAUCCUGGCCCAGAUCCCGAACCCCACAGUGCCCUGGAGAAGCAUCCCAAGGUCACACUUCCGGAGAUUCCAACUCCACAGAGUGGCCAGAGAGAGGAACUAGCUGAAGUCACCAGAGAUGAGGAAGGGGAAGCAUCCAGCCAAGGCCCUGAGGACUCACUUCUUGGGACACAGUCUCGUGGCCACUUCAGCCGCCAGCCAGUGAAGUAUCCCCGGGGAGGUGUGCGGCCCGUUACCCAUCAGUUGUCCAGCUUGGCCCUGGUGGCUUCCAAGUUGUGUGAGGAGACUCCUGUCCCAUCAGUACCCCGAGGGAGUUUGCGGGGGCGGGGACCCAGCCCUGCCGCUGCCUCCCCUGAGGGCAGCCCCCUGCGCCGCACCCCACUGCCCAAGCAUUUUGAGAUCACCCAGGAGACAGCCCGGCUACUCUCCAAGCUAGACAGUGAGGCUGUGCCCAGGGCCACCUGCUACCAGGACGCCCAACCUGAGGAAACUGAGGACCACCUCUGACCACCCUGCCACCCUGAAUAAGGGGCUCAGGACUGAGAAGAUGGACGCCUUCUCCCCACCUACCCUAAUCUGGUGGCCAAACAUGGGGCUAGGAGUUCAAUGUUGGGGGGAUACAGAGUUCCUGUAAGACAAUAUGGUCUGGGGGUGGCCUAAGACCCUUUUCCGGCAAUGUGCGGGGUCUUCCCACUAGAUGCAGGUCACUGCCAAGCAUCAGGGCCACUCAGGCUGAGGUCACUCAGGAUCAACACUCAGGGUCAAUAUAGGUCAUGAGAUCCUUGGGGUUCACCCUGGUCUCUGACCCCUGGCACAGGGCUGUCUUUUACUACUUUGGUUGUAGUCCCCCUCCCCCUCCCCCACCCCUCUGCCUCCUUUGUUGACUCCAAGGGACCUGUUUUUGGAGGAGGUGAGGGCAGCCCAGACUUCACAUCCUGGUGGUGCCUAGGGCCUGAGGUCUGAUGG